Molecule: messenger RNA, 552 nt
Organism: Arabis nemorensis
Lineage: Eukaryota; Viridiplantae; Streptophyta; Magnoliopsida; Brassicales; Brassicaceae
Source: the annotation of a GenBank genome assembly
AUGGAUUACUACCAACCGGUGGAGAUUAACAUUCUCUCCGCUCAAGAUCUCGACUCCGUAAACCUUUUGUUCAGACCAACAGUCUAUGUUUCAGCUUCAGUCACGCGCGGUUCGCGUGACCAUCAAGUCACUCCAGCUGCCGUGUGUGGUAAGAAAAACUUACGGUGGAAUUACCGUAUGAAUUUCUAUAUCGAAGACGACAAGGUUCAAGGGAAUGAAUCAGUGUUUGUGUUUCAAAUCAAGUGUAAGAGAUAUUUCGGGUCAGACCAAGUCGUGGGGAAACUUUUCCUACCGGUAAAACAAUUGCUCCACUUGAAUGAAGAGAAGCAGAUAAGCGAGCAUACCAAUGUAAAUUAUCAGGUCAUAACCGAGACCGGAAAGCCAAAAGGUUAUAUAUGUUUAGGGUUUAGAUUCGGGUGUGUUUUUAAGGGACAAAUUAGAGGACAUGAUUCGGAUAGUAAUGUUAGGGCUAAUGAUGGUUGUAGAUUAGGAGUUUGGGGAAUUAUGAGACAUGAGCCAUCAGCUCCUAGUGAAGACGAUCUCUGUGCUUGA